AGACAACGCAACACGCCGCUGCUCAUACACACCCGGGCAGUACACAUUGUCCCCAGUGAUUGACUCCCGACUGCCCCCGUCGCCGUGUUGAUGCCCGGCCGCAGCCCCGCUUGCCCUGCCUGAGGCUCCGCCCGCCGUCAUGCCGGCCUGAAAUCGUGCUGCUGGCUGCCAACUCCGCCGCCAAGUGCCAUCGCGAUCAACACGCGGAGCUGGGCCCCCUUUCACCACCUCACUCCACAUAUCACAUAUCGCCGUCUGCGCUCUCUGUGCGGCACCCUGAAGGCAGUCCGCACCUCGUUUCCGCUGGGCGCUUGGUGCGCCGCCAAACCCGCCAGGCCUCCUUCUGCUCCUUGCGCAACCUUGGGGCAGCCUCGCCAUGUCAGCCUCCGUCGCCCGCUCCCAUUCCUCUUCUCGCCGCCCACACGCCCUGAACAGCCCCUCCGAUCGCCCUCAUCGCUCGCAAUCUACGACUACACGCCCAACUACACAGUCGCACGCGCACGCUCGCCAGCAGCCCCCGCAGCCUGACCUGGCCGCGGUUGCGCGUCGAGACUUUGAGCGAUCCAACGUUGCGAACCCGCCCACCACCCGCCGCUCCGAAUCGAGGGAUAGGACUGCGCCCGCACCCUCGCGCACCGAAUCCAGCAGGAGGGGUCACACGCGCUAUGCGUCCGACGCGUCAACUGCCUCCGCCAUGCCCAUCAACGGUGUAGCGGCCGAUAGCAGGGCUGCUGCCCCAGCGCCCACCACGAAGCGUAGAACGACGAUCCGCGGGCCGUCCACCGGGGAAUGGUCUCUCGGCAAGACGAUUGGUGCGGGAAGCAUGGGAAAAGUCAAGUUGGCGAAGAGUGUGGAGACUGGCGAGCAGGUCGCCGUCAAGAUUGUACCGCGCCAGUCCACGGACCAGCACCACAGCCAGGCCGACCGCGAGCGAGCAGACCAUUCGAAGGAGGUUCGAACUGCGAGAGAGGCCGCUAUUGUUAGCCUUCUUAACCACCCGUAUAUUUGCGGCAUGCGCGAUGUUGUCCGAACAAACUACCACUGGUACAUGCUCUUCGAAUACGUGAAUGGAGGACAGAUGCUCGACUACAUCAUUUCGCACGGCCGCCUGAAGGAGAAGCAGGCACGCAAAUUCGCCCGCCAGAUCGCCAGCGCCUUGGACUACUGCCACCGCAACAGCAUCGUGCACCGCGACCUGAAGAUCGAGAACAUACUCAUAAGCAAGACCGGCGACAUAAAGAUUAUUGACUUCGGCCUCAGCAAUCUUUUCUCUCCCAGGCACCAGCUGAAGACGUUCUGCGGCAGCUUGUACUUUGCCGCCCCGGAACUGCUGCAGGCGAAGCAAUAUACCGGUCCGGAAGUCGAUGUCUGGAGCUUUGGUAUCGUGCUCUAUGUCCUAGUCUGCGGCAAGGUCCCGUUCGACGACCAGAGCAUGCCGCAGCUGCAUGCCAAGAUCAAAAAGGGGCACGUUGACUACCCGCCGUGGUUGUCUGCCGAAUGCCGCAACCUUAUCCAUCGAAUGCUCCAAACCGAUCCCUCUCAACGUAUAACGCUCGGCGAGAUCAUGAACCACCCAUGGUUGACAAAAGGGUUCAACAGCCCGCCCGAAAAUUACCUGCCCCACCGAGAACCGUUGCAACUGCCACUCGACGAGGAGAUCAUUGAGAAGAUGACCGGGUUCGACUUCGGUUCCCCCGACUAUAUCCGGACGCAGUUAACCAACGUGAUCCAAUCGGACGAAUACCAGCGUGUAGUGCGGCUUGCGGCGCGCAAAACCACGGUGCAAACUCCAGAGGCGGAGAAGAAAAGGGGCAUGUUUGACUUUUACAAGAGGAGGAACUCAAUUUCGAGUCGGGAGCAGCUAACCGCUUCGUCUUCCGAGGAGGUACAACGUGGGCUGGAUCCGGUGAAUGCUUACAGCCCACUCAUUUCCGUAUACUACCUUGUGCGUGAGAAGAGAGAUCGUGAGCGGCUCGAAGUCAACCCUGGCGCUUUGGCUAUGCCUCACAGCCCGGGGGAGAAACCUCUAAAGAUGCCCGAUCUUCCCGCCCCUGAAGCGGCCUACACCAAUACUGCGGCGUACGAAAUGGCCGGCGAAAAGCCCACCGGAGGAAGAUCUCGGCCUAGAGCCAGAACGCACGGAGAAGACGAAGUGACCGAAGGAUUGCAAAAGUUGAAUCUGAAGGAACCGCCUGGUAGCGUUUCCCCAGCGAUUAUUUCUCCAGCUGUCGAGCAACCCAAGCAAGAGAGUAAGGCUGCAGGUAUCCUGCGACGCUUCAGCACCAGGAAGUAUAGGAACCCCGAACGUGACCGCGCGGAGCAUCCACCUACGCCAUCCCUUGCUGUAUCAGGCCCAGCAGAGACGGUCAAUGCGCCUCGAAAGAGCUUUAGUGUUAGGCGCACGCGCGAGAAGGACGACCAAUCAUCCUCCCACCUCCACCCAAGCGAUGCAAACCAACCGGAGCUUCUCUCUCCGCCGAGUACUGCUAGUAGUGCUACACGAAAGCUGAAGGCUCUUGGCCGCUCCACGAGCGUUAAUGGCGCUGACCUACGAAGGCGACUAAGCCGCAGAGGAAGGUCAUCAGAAGAUCCCGGCAAUCCUCCGCCAACAAGCGGGUCUGACAGAUCGAGCAUUCAACAGACAAAAGCUACAAACGAUGCCGCCUCAGAAGAUCUAUCUGCAAGCCCCCGCCGGGUUGCAACGUCCCGCACAAAGUCACUCGGACAUGCACGGCGGGAAAGCAUCCAGGCUCGACGCGCACGGAGGGAACAGGUCAAGGAAGCUAACGUUCCGGAAGAGACUGAUGCAGACCUCGUCGAGACCAGCGCGGAGGCGAGCCGCAGCCCUGAUGCUGUUAAGCCGGUUUUCCUGAAAGGACUCUUCAGCGUAUCCACGACCAGUAGCAAGCCGUUGUCGUAUAUCCAGUCCGACAUUAUCCGCGUGCUGGACCAGCUUGGUGUUACGUAUCACGAAAUUAAGGGCGGCUUCAAGUGCCGUCACGCCCCCAGUAUCGACCUAAACAAGGUCGUCGAUUCACCCUCGUCAGCGAAUCCUCCUGCAAGCGGUCAUAGACGGAAGAUCAGUUUCGGCGCCUUCAACCGGGACAAGGACCGAGACGAAUUUAGAGAACAGCAUCGCACUCCCCAGACGCCGAGAUCCGGACGAGGUCGGCCAUCAAUGGCGGAUCGCAGCUACACCAACACGGACGAGUCUGAUGCGAGUGGCGAAGACAAGGAAGAGAGGCGACCACGCACCGGCCGCGCGCUCCCACCUGGAGAGACGACGACGCAUGUGCAGAGUGACCUCGGAGAAAGCAUGGUUCUUGUUUUUGAGAUUUUGAUUGUGAAGGUGCCGCUUCUGCAGUUGCAUGGCAUUCAGUUCAAGAAGGUGGAUGGUGGCAUGUUGCAGUACAAGAAUAUGGCUCAGACCAUUCUAAGGGAAUUGCGAUUGUGAGCGAGCAAUGGCGUUUCUGGUUUUUGGGCAUUUUGCGAGACAAAGCAGAGACGAUCCUCCUUCCAGACAGUGUUGCAUGGCGGCAUUUUGCGGGACUGUCGGAGAGAGAAGUUUGCAGGCAACAAGCAUGACGAACGAAUCUCAUUUGUUUUAUCUUCAUCGCUUGAGGGAAUUGGGCCGUGGUUUGGAGAGAGGUAACGCUCGUUUGGAGACGUUUGUACUGUUCAUAGACACCUGUUGUAAUUCCGAGAAGCUUCAGAAAAGCGAGAGCGGCUCGAUAUCUUGCCGUCUUUUAC
This is a messenger RNA of Trematosphaeria pertusa, 3750 nucleotides long. Its product is annotated as serine/threonine protein kinase-like protein Kin1. The record is from RefSeq and is a predicted model, not a curated record. Gene Ontology annotation, molecular function: protein serine/threonine kinase activity; ATP binding; tau-protein kinase activity. The transcript has 3 exons. Gene Ontology annotation, biological process: microtubule cytoskeleton organization; protein phosphorylation; intracellular signal transduction. Lineage: Eukaryota; Fungi; Ascomycota; Dothideomycetes; Pleosporales; Trematosphaeriaceae. The coding region runs from base 377 to 3454 and encodes 1025 amino acids. Gene Ontology annotation, cellular component: cytoplasm.